Molecule: messenger RNA, 1316 nt
Organism: Bubalus bubalis (water buffalo)
Lineage: Eukaryota; Metazoa; Chordata; Mammalia; Artiodactyla; Bovidae
Gene: EIF5A
Product: eukaryotic translation initiation factor 5A
Exons: 6
Coding region: 206-670 (154 amino acids)
Biological process (GO): positive regulation of translational elongation; positive regulation of translational termination
Molecular function (GO): translation elongation factor activity; ribosome binding; RNA binding
Source: RefSeq, a predicted model, not a curated record
CGCGGCUGUCACAGGGCUGCUUGGUUGGUCAGUGGGGAGUCGGCGCCUGCGUACUAAGACCCGUGUGCAGCAGCGGCGGCGGCGGUAGAGGCGGCGGCGGCGGCGGCGGCGGCGGCAGUGGGCUCGGAGGCAGCGGUUGGGCUCGCGGCGAGCGGACGGGGUCGAGUCAGUGCGUUCGCGCGAGUUGGAAUCGUAGCCUCUUAAAAUGGCAGAUGAUUUGGACUUCGAGACAGGAGAUGCAGGGGCCUCAGCCACCUUCCCGAUGCAGUGCUCAGCAUUACGUAAGAAUGGCUUCGUGGUGCUCAAAGGCCGGCCAUGUAAGAUUGUGGAGAUGUCAACUUCUAAGACCGGCAAGCAUGGCCAUGCCAAGGUCCAUCUGGUUGGUAUUGACAUCUUCACUGGGAAGAAAUACGAAGAUAUCUGCCCGUCAACUCAUAAUAUGGAUGUCCCCAACAUCAAAAGGAACGAUUUUCAGCUGAUUGGCAUCCAGGAUGGAUACCUAUCACUCCUCCAAGACAGCGGGGAGGUGCGAGAGGACCUCCGUCUGCCUGAGGGAGACCUUGGCAAGGAGAUUGAGCAGAAAUAUGACUGUGGAGAAGAGAUCCUGAUCACGGUGCUGUCCGCCAUGACAGAGGAGGCGGCUGUUGCAAUCAAGGCCAUGGCAAAAUAACUGGCUCCCAGGGUGGCUGUGGUGGCAGCAGUGAUCCUCCAGCCUGCAGAGGCCCCCUCCCCCAGCCUGGCCCAGCUCUGGCCUGGCCCUUGGCUGGACUCCUCCUACACGAUUUAUUUGACGUUUUAUUUUGGUUUCCCCUACCCCUUCAAUCUGUCGGGGAGCCCCUGCCCUUCACCCUGCUCCCUUGGCCAGGAGUGAGUGCACCAUGGCCUUGGUGAAGCUGCCCUCCUCUUCUCCCCUCGCACUACAACCCUGGUGGGGGAGACGGGGUGGGUGCUGCUUGUGGUUUAGUUUUUUUUUUUUUUUUUUUUUUUAAAAUUCAAUCUGGAAUCAGAAAGCUGUGGAUUCUGGCAAAUGGUCCUUGUGCCCUUCCCCAACUCUUACCUAAUCUGACCCCUUAUUUCCUCCAUAGUCUUCUAUCCCAAGCACCACCCCCACAAACUGGGGACCAGCCCCCUCCCCUGCCUAUGUCUCUCCCCAUCUAAAGAUGGGGAGGGGAAGAGGAGGAGAGGGGAGGGGACAUGCCCCCUCCUCAGGCAUCUGGGAGGGCCCUGCUCCCAUGGGCUUCAUCCUUUCCUGCGGGCUCUCUCCCCGACACAUUUGUUAAAAUCAAACCUGAAUAAAACUACAAGUUUAAUAUGAA